UUCAAUGUCCGGACCUGACAGCAGCUCACCUCCAGUCACAAGCAGAUAUUGAAGAAUACAACUGAUGUAUCUAACCGAGGAUUAGAUUUCUUCACAUCUUUAAACUAAUUGCUGGAACGCUAAACUUGAGAGAAAAUGGGUGUUGAUAUUCAAACAUAUAGAGCGCGAAUUGGCACCUUCAAGCAUUCUAGAUGUGGUAAAUCUAUUGAAAACUACAGACAGUCGCGGAGUGGUGAUGUGACAGCACUUGUCAAGAAUAUCUAUGUUAGCAAUGACAUGAAAACUGCUGGUUGUCUGCUUUUUAUUGGCAUUCUUUUAAUGAUUGCUGGUGUUGAACCAAACCCAGGUCCGAUGUGGAAAGAUACACAGGUUGAUAUACCAUGUAUAAGAAUUGAUGGAUUAUUGGAAAAUGUCAAUAAAGAGAUGCUUGAGAUGUUCUUCGAAAAUGAAGAAAGACAAGGUGGCGGAAAAGUAAACAGUAUUGAGAUCGAUAGCAAGAGUAAAUGUGCUACAGUUGUUUUCGAGGAAAAAGCAGCUGUUGAUGCUUUCAUGCAGAGGAACUCUAAGUCUAUACUGGGCAUGGACGUGACUGUUACAGUACUUGAAACCCCUCAAUUGUAUCAUGCAAACUCAACACGUAUAAAAAUUACCGGAUUGAUGGAAAAUAUAAAUAAACAGAUGCUUGAAAUGUUUUUUGAUAAAGAAGAGAGGGAUGGUGGUGGAAAAGUGAAAGAAAUUGUCAUUGAUAACAAGGACAAAUGUGUCAUUGUUGAUUUCGAAGACGAAACAGGUGUUGAUUUGAUCAUGAGAAAGACACCAAUGACAAUAUUUGGGAUGCGAGUUGAUAUAGAAGUAAUUGAAAGUGAUAUAGAAGGGCCAAAAAUGGUAAAAAUAUCGAAACUCCCGGCAAAUAUAAAUAAAGAAAUGCUGUUAAUGUUCUUUGAACGCGAGAUAGAGGAUGACGGAAAAGUGGUUGAUGUGACAGUGAACACUAACGACUCUUAUGCCAUUGUUGAGUUUGACAAGUCAGUCGCUGUUUAUGGAGUUAUGGAUAAGAGACCGUUAACAAUUUUUGGCUUUGAAGUAAUUGUUGAAGCUUUCGAUGCACGCAAGCUAGUUGAAAACCAGAGACCAAGGCAGCUGUUUUAUUCUCCUUCUGUAUCAAAGUCGGUAAAGAUGGUUGACUCUGCAGUGCAGGCCAACUUAUGUAAAUGUCCUCCUCUUGAGACACUUUCAUCAGGUAAGCCUGCUGAUGACAUAACUGAUACCUGUUCUACAACAUUAUACCAGACUGCUUGCAAGAGUAUUCCAGCUACCAAAAUAAUUCCAGAUACGUCACUUGUGGUACCACAGCAUAUCCCGCGUAUAAGAAUUUCAGGAUUAAAUGAAAACACAAAUAAAGAGAUGCUUGCAAUGUACUUUGAACAUGAAGAGAGAAACGGCGGGGGAAAGGUGACAAGUAUUGAAAUAAAUCAGAAGGGGAAGUUUGCUAUGGUUGAUUUUGAGGAGAAAGCGGGUGCUGAUGCGUUUAUGCUGAGAAAUCCGAAAUCUAUAAUGGGUAUGGAUGUCACGGUAGAGGUCAUUGAUACAACAUCUAAUAUAAGUCAUGCUAAAUCAAGAAGAAUAAAAAUUACUGGCUUAGCGGCAAACACCAAUAAGGAGAUGCUUGAAAGAUUUUUUAAGACAGAGGAAAAAAAGGGUGGCGGACAAGUAAAUGCUAUAUUCAUUGAUGGAACGAAGAAAUGUGCUCUGAUUGAGUUCAAAGACGAAACAGGCGUUGAUUGGAUUAUGAAGAAGACACCGAUGGCAAUACUCGGAAUGGAAGUGGGAAUAGAAACACUUGAUGAUAUUGACGAGCCUAAAAGGAUACAAAUCACCAAUUUGCAAGUCAUUAUAAGUAAAGAGAUAUUGAAAAUGUUCUUCGAAAAUAAAACAGAUUUUGGAGGAAAAAGUAUUGACAUCAGCAUUACAUCUGAAGAGAAUAAGACCAUCGUUGCGUUUGAUGAUUCUACUAGAACCAAUACCGUAGCACGUGCAGAACCAAAACUGGAUUCUUCAUACGAAAAUGAAGACACAGUCGAUUUAGAAACAGAAUAUGCAGAACAAUUACAGGAGGAAACAUACCCUUUUCAAACAACAGAAGACACUGUCACCCAAUAUAUAGAAUCUGCAGCAAGAAUACCUGAACCUUUUCAAACAACAGAGGGAACUGCUUUUAAAAUGGAAUGCGCAGAGACAAAUCAGAGGGAAGUGGAGCCUUUAAAAACAUCAGAGAAUAUUGUCGCUUUAGAAACAGAAUCUGCAGAACAAUUACUGGAGGAAGAAGAACCUUUACAAACAACAG
Molecule: messenger RNA, 2344 nt
Organism: Ruditapes philippinarum (Manila clam)
Lineage: Eukaryota; Metazoa; Mollusca; Bivalvia; Venerida; Veneridae
Exons: 19
Molecular function (GO): RNA binding
Source: RefSeq, a predicted model, not a curated record